AUGCACCUGCAUCCUUACAAUAGCACACUUCCUGUUGAAGGCCUGGAUGUCACAGUUAAGGUUAGACUUGGGAACACACAUAUUAAUGACAGUCUAAAGAUAUCCAACUGUGCUGACAUCAGGGGACCACCAACUUCUGUCCUGUGUCGGAAGUGUAUCCAGGCUGGAUGUGGCUGGAGCACAAACGGCUGUUCGUGGACACAACAAGGAGAGCAGAAUGACAGCGCUUGCAAAAUGAUUACAUCUGGGACAAACUUUUCUGUGAGUCUGAACCUCAAUUCUCACACCUUCUUCCUCUGAUGCUUAUCUAAUCCACAUUCAGUAGUACUACUACUAGUACUACUA
Larimichthys crocea (large yellow croaker) is the source of this 345-nucleotide messenger RNA. RefSeq lists its product as uncharacterized. Bases 1 to 300 code for a protein of 99 amino acids. Lineage: Eukaryota; Metazoa; Chordata; Actinopteri; Sciaenidae. The record is from RefSeq and is a predicted model, not a curated record. The transcript has 4 exons.